AUGGAAAUCGAUUUAGAUCCCACUCAAUUUAUUUUACAAACAAUUGAUCAAUUACCAACCGAAAUAAAACCAAUCUAUGAAUCAUUUCUUGAUCUUUAUCAACGAAAACUUUGGUAUCAACUUACAACUUCGAUUUUAGAGUUUUUAAAUUUACCGAUAUCUUUUCCGUACCAGAUUUCUUUGUAUAAUGGGUUUAUAAAAGAUUUUGAGAAUAAGAUUAAUUCACUUAAGUUAGUUGAGAUCGCCGUCACUGUUUCUCAACAAUACACCGAUCCAAGUGAAGCACUUGAAUUCUUAUCAUCCCUAGCAACAAAACUAAAACCGAUCCCACUAAAAGAUGAAGAAAAACGAAUGAAAGUGAAACCGAAUGAAUUACAAACCGAUCCAGAAGCCUAUGUGCUUUCACGAAUGUCAGCUGCUCAUUUUUGUUUAUUGUUAGGUCAAACUAAAGAAACCGAAUUAGCCAUGAAUGAGUGUCGUAAGAUCUUAGAUAAACUUGAUACUGUUGAUACUUCAGUUAGAGCUGGGUUUUAUAGAGUUUCAGGUGAUUAUUAUAAAUGGGAAGCAGCAUAUGCAUCGUAUUAUAAAACUUCAUUACUUUAUUUAGCUUGUUUACCUAAUGUGAAUGUAGAUUUAAGUUUAGAAAGUCGGAUUCAAAGAGCCCAUGAUCUAGGUCUAGCAGCUCUGUUAGGUGAUACGAUUUACAAUUUCGGAGAACUUUUACAACAUCCGAUCUUAGAUUCCUUAAACAAUACACCAUACGAAUGGAUCAAGUCUCUAUUGUUUGCAUUUAAUGAUGGUCAUCUAGGCGUCUUUGAAUCUUUGACACCAAAGUUUCCAGAAGAGCCUAUCUUACAGAAUUCAUAUCCGUUUAUGAGACAAAAGAUUUGUUUGAUGGCAUUGAUUGAUGCGGUCUUUAGAAGGAAUGUAACCGAUCGGAUCAUUCCUUUUACAACGAUUGCAUCAGAAACCAAGUUACCGGUGAAUGAAGUUGAACAUUUAGUGAUGAAAGCUUUAAGUUUGGGAUUAGUUAAAGGUUCGUUGGAUCAGGUUUCAGGUACAGCUAAGAUUACGUGGGUUCAACCUAGAGUCUUGAGUCGAAGUCAGAUUGAAGGAUUGAAAGUGAAAUUAGAUGAAUGGACUAAUCGAGUGAUGAAAGUAGGUGAACAUGCUCAUGAUCAUGGUGGGACUGAGAUUUUGGUUUCGUAGAGAGAGAGAAACAAAAAAAAUUAGAAAUACUUUGUUUUUGGUUUUGGUAUUUUUGAAGUUUAUGAUUUGGUCCUUUUUUGAUAUAUGAGGUUUGAAAUUCAUUAUAUAUGGUUCAUGAGAUUGGGUGAUGUGAAUUAUGGUUCUUUGUUUUGAUAAGAUUGAUAAGAUUAGUUUGAAUGGAAUUAAGGUUUCAUGAAUUUUUAUUGAUUGGUUGUUUACUGAGUAUCAUCAAUGGUUUUUUGAUGUUCAUAAGAGUGAAUGAAAAAAGAUUUGUAAAGACUUUGUUGUUUCAGUUAUGGGUUAUGAUCAUGAUUAUAAUCUAGCAAAAGAUUGAUUUCUUAUUC
Molecule: messenger RNA, 1553 nt
Organism: Melampsora larici-populina 98AG31
Lineage: Eukaryota; Fungi; Basidiomycota; Pucciniomycetes; Pucciniales; Melampsoraceae
Exons: 6
Coding region: 1-1209 (402 amino acids)
Biological process (GO): ubiquitin-dependent protein catabolic process
Cellular component (GO): proteasome regulatory particle, lid subcomplex; cytosol; nucleus
Molecular function (GO): structural molecule activity
Source: RefSeq, a predicted model, not a curated record